Labeo rohita (rohu) is the source of this 1296-nucleotide messenger RNA. RefSeq names its product calpain, small subunit 1 a (gene capns1a). NCBI's taxonomy places the organism in Eukaryota, Metazoa, Chordata, Actinopteri, Cypriniformes, Cyprinidae. Gene Ontology annotation, molecular function: calcium ion binding. The record is from RefSeq and is a predicted model, not a curated record. The coding region runs from base 150 to 800 and encodes 216 amino acids. The transcript is spliced from 11 exons.
GUUGGUGUUUUCACUCAGGCGUUAUGCCGUUUGCGUAACUUGUGGAAUCUGCGUAGCCUGUCAGAUGCACCGUACUGCCGUGUGACAAACGAUAGUUUACAUUACCUUCCGCUGCUAACUGGAAGUGACUGAACCAUUUGUGCCACGAGAUGUUUCUAGUCCCGAAAAUCCUUGGAGGCAUUAUUGAUGCGAUCAGCAAUGUUGACCCCGGCCAGUUUGUGCCUUCAGAUCCUCCCCCACCCCGCAGACCGCUGGCGUAUGCCGAGGCCAAUGAGUCUGCGGAAGAGCAGCAGUUCCGCAAAGUGUUCAAGCAGCUCGCUGGCGAUGACAUGGAAGUAAGCCCCAAUGAGCUGAUGAAUAUCCUCAACAAAAUCAUCUCCAAACAUGGUGAUCUGAAGACAGAUGGCUUUACCAUCGAGUCCUGUAGAAGUAUGGUGGCUGUCAUGGAUAGCGACAGCACAGGUAAACUGGGCUUCCAUGAGUUUAAACAUCUCUGGAACAACAUCAAGAAAUGGCAGGGAGUUUAUAAGACUUAUGACAGGGAUCGCUCAGGAACUAUUGGAGCAGAUGAGCUUCCAGGUGCCUUCAGAGCUGCAGGUUUCCCAUUGAAUGAUCAGCUUUUUCAGAUGAUUAUUCGCAGGUAUAGUGAUGAGAGUGGAAACAUGGACUUUGACAAUUACAUCGGCUGCCUUGUGAGACUUGAUGCCAUGUGCCGUGCCUUCAAGACCCUUGACAAAGACAGUGAUGGUACAAUCAGGGUCAAUGUUCAGGAGUGGCUGCAGCUGACAAUGUACUCUUGAGUGAUGUGAAGGCCUGCAAUCAAUUCAGAUGGAAACAAUCAGUUCAUUGCUUAUGCAAUGAUGACUUUAUGCUUUACACAGCUCCCUCUGUUGUUUCCCACACAGUAUAGCACUAAUUUCAGAAAAAAAACCAGCAUGUAACUGGUCAACCACUGGGGUUAUGUGGGUCACUUCCCUGUGCCAUUUUCUUUCUCUAUAACUUUUAUGUUUACCAGUUUAUUUUUUUUAUUGUGUUUGGCUCAGUAGUAGCAUUGUUCAACAGAAAACUUACCAAAGAAAGAACAGAUACAGUAAAUAUGUCAUAGAAAAUUAAUUAAAGACUCUAGGUGCAGUCACAAAUAUGCAAAACUGUGUUACAUAUUCAUGUUGUCAGUUGGUGCCAUUUUUGCAUGAAGCCAAAGGGGGGGUAUACGGGAUAAAAACAUUGCCAUGAAUUCAUCAUGAAAAACUGAUGUCAAAUGCAAUUUUAUAUCAAAUAAAAGUAUAAAGUGAUAAA